Dissoconium aciculare CBS 342.82 is the source of this 1304-nucleotide messenger RNA. RefSeq lists its product as uncharacterized. NCBI's taxonomy places the organism in Eukaryota, Fungi, Ascomycota, Dothideomycetes, Mycosphaerellales, Dissoconiaceae. The coding region runs from base 270 to 1073 and encodes 267 amino acids. The record is from RefSeq and is a predicted model, not a curated record. The transcript has a single exon.
CAAAUUUGUUACACACCUUCACACGCUAGACCACCCUUCAAACAUUGCCGAAUAUCUACGGCGCUACAUCUCUUGGGUCGUGGGUAAAAGCAUGUCACAGAUCGUGGUUCAAUUCUUAUAUCUGUCUCACUCUGGCACCUUCUUUUGAUGUUGAUCAUCUUCACUCGCUUCAGCAUUUCGUCAUUCCCAACUUCCUCGAGCAGAAUCACCACCGAUCAUCCAUAUAUAGCAACCUCAUCCACAACACUCAUCCACGACAUUGACCAAUCAUGGUGUCCUUUUCGCUGAACACUCUCAGCUGCUCGGUCUUACUAUUAUCGUCAUCAGUCUUCGCCCGCCCUGCGCCCGAUGCGGUUCCCGUCGCCGUAGCAGUCUCCCUUGAUUGGGGUCGUCCAGGUUCACAUUCCGCUCCACCUCCACCUCCAUUGCCAUUGGCCUCUGUGGCUGCAUCAAACACCGGCUCAGCUGCCCUGCCGCCUCCAACAGGACAACCCAAGUAUGUUCAGCUAGGCCUGGGCUUCCAGAACUACACUUGCAAUGGCACUGCAUAUGUUCAGACCGCACCCUCAUCCGGUGCUAUCGCCAACCUCUACGAUUUCACCGACGACCUGACCCCGGCAAACCUCGACACACUCUCGCCAGCCAUCCUCAAGAAGUUCGAAUCAUGCCUCAAGGCGACAUCAUGUGAACCCAAGGAUGGUCAAGACUGUGAUCUCUGCCACGUUCUCGCCAUCGCCUCAAUAGAGCCCGAUGCCCUCAGGCAAACAGGCUUCCACUUCUUCGACCGUCCCGCAGGCGCUCAGGUCCCCAACUUCAACAUCUUCGAAGCGGGCGACUUCCUUUCUGCCAAGAGGGCCGGCGGCGUCAAAGCCCCAGCUGGCUCAUACACCGGCAGAAAUGGACUCGGCACGAUCGACUGGCUCUACCUUGUUGACAAUGCCAGUGGCCGGAGCCAUGGCCUCUCAUCCGUCUACAGAGUAGAGACGGCUGGCGGCGUGGCACCAAAGACUUGCGAUACUGCUGGCACACAGGCCUUCAUUCCUUACGCUGCACAGUAUUGGUUCUACCAAUAGUUCAUUCCUUCCACCGGUCGAGCUGAGGCUUACGACAUAUGAACAAUAGCUAUACCCGUUUUGUUUAUUUGGGUCAAAAUUUUCUACCGUCAAAUAUGAAGGCACGGCAUGAAAGGUGUUCACUUUGCGAUCGAGCUUGGGACUUCGGCUCUCAGCACGUUAUUUUUGGGUUGGAGACAAGAUAGAAUUUUAUUUCGAAGCGUACAAUAUAUGAAAAGUUUCCUCACUGCA